Messenger RNA from Adineta ricciae, 636 nucleotides. The record is from the annotation of a GenBank genome assembly. Lineage: Eukaryota; Metazoa; Rotifera; Eurotatoria; Adinetida; Adinetidae.
AUGUUUGUGUAUCCAUCUACCUGGGUAUGUGAUCUACAACCGGAAUCUCGUUACCUACCCUUACGUAGUAGAAUAGGAUGUGCUCUUGUUUUCGGACGGGGUCUUUCUCUAUGCACUGUCUGUGUACGAUUUAUCUCUGAUAGUACUGUGUCUACGACUAGAUGGAUUCAGUAUGCGACUAAUGCAACUAUUCCUGACUCUUCGUGUCCUAAUGUUGGAACCGGCAAUAGUGCUAGUCUCGUGGCUUGUCAAGCGUCAUGCGACGCACAACCUGCAUGUAAUGGAAUGAAUUUUAAUCCUACGGGUCCGAGUUGCUAUCUUCGUCAAUGUCCUAAUUAUUCGCCAGCAACUAACACCUAUUCAGGGUAUAAUGUGUGGCUAAAAAUACCUCCAGCUUCAACUCAAUGGAGGCUAUAUGCAUCUAAUGCAACUAUUCCUGACUCUUCGUGUCCUAAUGUUGGAAUCGGCAAUAGUACUAAUCUCGUGGCUUGUCAAGCGUCAUGCGACGCACAAUCUGCAUGUAAUGGAAUGAAUUUUAAUCCUACGGGUCCGAGUUGCUAUCUUCGUCAAUGUUCUAGUUAUUCGCCAGCAACUUACACUUCUUCAGGGUAUAGUGUGUGGAUAAAAAUAUCCUAA